UCAUCCGAAUUUUAAAAGUAUCACUGUUUCAUCAACCAAAUCGUGUGCACCUCAUCGAAAAAAAAUGAGACGAGUUUUUCUUAUUAGUGCCCUUUGUGGUCUCGCCGCCUGUGCCGGCCCCAACCAAUACCUGCCCCCAAACCGAGGUUCCUUCAGUGGAAACAACCGCUUUUCCUCCCCUUCAUUCAGUGGCGGCAGUGGAGGCGGCGGUUUCUCCUCCCCCAGCCAACAAGUCCCAAUUCUUCGCCUUGAUAACAACAAUGAGGGUGAUGGAAACUACCAAUACGCCUACGAAACGGGUAAUGGGAUUGCCGCCCAAGAAAGGGGUCAAUUGAGAGGUGGUGAUUGGGUGGCUGCUGAUGGUUCCUUCUCGUUUACUUCGCCAGAAGGUCAACAAUUCAGUAUUACGUAUACUGCUGACGAAAAUGGGUUCCACCCGCAAGGUGCCCAUCUUCCCACGCCUCCGCCAAUUCCUGAAGCGAUUUUGAAAUCGAUUCAACAGAAUUUGGCCGAAGAAGCUCGUGGGGGGUACCAGGAUGAUGGGCAAUAUAAUGGGGGACAUGGAGGGUCUGGAAGCUUUGGAGGGUCAGGGUCUAGAGGGUCGUCUGGGUCUGGUGGAUACAGAUAUUAGUUUUCCAAAGUGAUUGUUCAAUAAAGUGCAUCUUAGAAUAAUAAAUUAUACACAAUUA
Molecule: messenger RNA, 689 nt
Organism: Tribolium madens (black flour beetle)
Lineage: Eukaryota; Metazoa; Arthropoda; Insecta; Coleoptera; Tenebrionidae
Product: endocuticle structural glycoprotein SgAbd-2-like
Exons: 2
Coding region: 65-631 (188 amino acids)
Cellular component (GO): chitin-based extracellular matrix
Molecular function (GO): structural constituent of chitin-based larval cuticle
Source: RefSeq, a predicted model, not a curated record